GAAGCGGAACCAGCGAGGCUGACCCGCUCAGUAGUAAUUCUGCUUUUACGUUCGAGAAGAAAGGAGCGCAGCUUUCAGUGUGGGGCCUCAACGACGGGGACAUUACGACCGCAGCGCACAGCCCCGCACGGCGACAUGGAGGCCGACCGACCAGACCCCAACGGGCCCGGAGCCGCGACGGCAGCCGCGGCCACCGCUGCGGCGGCGACUGGGGCGGCGACGGCUGGAUGCCCGCAGCCUCGGGAGCCGCAGGACGGGGACGGAGGCCUGUCGCUGCCCGGGAUCCUGCACUUCAUCCAGUACGAGUGGGGCCGUUUCCAGGCCGAGAAGUACCGCUGGGAGGCAGAGAGGGACGAGCUCCGGGCUCAGGUGGCGUUCCUCCAGGGCGAGAGGAAAGGGCAGGAGAACAUGAAGCAGGACCUGGUGAGACGCAUCAAGAUGCUGGAGUACGCCCUGAAACAGGAGAGGGCCAAACACCAGAAGCUAAAGACCGGUACAGACCAGAGUCCUGGAGACAAGAAGCCGGAGCUGGAGGCUGAGCCACUACCCAAUGGCCCGGCAGAGUCCGAUUCCGAGCCAGCCAAUCAGAUGUCCUGGAAGGAGGGACGUCAGCUAUUACGAAAGUACCUGGAGGAGGUGGGCUACUCAGACACCAUCCUGGACAUGCGCUCCAAGCGCGUCCGCUCCCUACUGGGGAGGAGCAGCCCGGAGGCCAACGGACCGCCGCCCAGCGAGACCGCCCCCGAGGGAGGAGGAGGAGGAGGAGGAGAAGGUGGAGGAGGAGGGGGAAGUGGAGGAGGAGGAGGUGGAGGAUGCAGCGACAGCGGAGAGUCCCUAUUGGUCCGACAGAUAGAGGAGCAGAUCAAGAGGAACGCGGGGAAGGAGAGCGCCUCGUCCCGCGUGGGGGGCUCGGUCCUGGACCAGAUCCCCUUCCUGCACGGCUGCCAGGACGACGAGGACGACAGUGACGAGGAGGACGACUUCACGGCCAUGGCCACGGACUGCAUCGACGGCACCAUCCGGAAAAACAAGAAGCCGCGCGCAAAGGAGCCCAUGACCUCCGACCUGGACCCUGAGGAGGAGGAGGAGGAGGACUCGGAGGACGCGCUCGGAGAGUUUGACUUCCUGGGCUCGGGGGAGGAGGGGGAGGGGGCGGGAGAAGCCCGCCUGUCGGGGGACGGACGGGAGUUAGAGAACCACAGGAACAAAUUACAGGACAUCAUGUCGGACUUCCCCCCCAAACCCUCCCCCCCCCCUUCGGUGUCGGGACCGGCUCGCCCCGGGGAAGCAGCAGGGGGCGCCCUGGGCUUCUCCUCCGACGUCUUCAUCAUGGACGCCGUGGGGGGCGGGGACCUGAACCUGGGCGAGCUGGCGGACCUCACGGUCGCCAACGACAACGACCUCUCCAUGGACAUGCAGGACCCCCGGGAGGAGUUGAAGAAGACGUGGAACCCGCGCUUCACGCUGCGCAGCCACUUCGACGCCAUCCGGGCGCUGGCCUUUCACCCCAGCCAGGAGGUGCUGCUCACCGCCUCCGAGGACGGCACCCUGAAGCUGUGGAACCUCAACAAGGCCAUGCACUCCAAGAAGAACGCAGCGCUGGACGUGGAACCCAUCUACACCUUCAGAGCGCACAGCGGGGCGGUGCUGUCUCUGGCCAUGGGCCCUGAGGGUGAAGCCUGCUACAGCGGGGGUCUGGAUGGCUCGGUCCGCUGCUGGAAGAUCCCGGACCUCAACGUGGACCCCUACGACAACUACGACCCGGGCGUUCAGAGCCUGGUCCUGGGGGGCCAUGAGGACGCCGUGUGGGGGCUGGCCUUCUCGGCGGCCCACCGGCGGCUGGCCUCCUGCUCGGCGGACGGCAGCGUGAGGGUCUGGGACCCGCUGGGCUCCGCCCCCUGCCUCUCCGUCCUCAACAAGGAGAAAGAGCGUGGCACCCCCACCUCGGUGGCCUUCGUGACCUCCGACCCCAACCAGGUGGUGGUGUCGUACGACGGCGGCGACACGCUCCUCUACGACCUGAACACUGAGCAGAGCCUCGUCGCCCUGGAGACGCAGACCGUGGACGGGAGCCAGCUGAUCCACCGUGUGGUCAGCCACCCCUCGGAGCCCAUCUCCAUCACCGCCCACGACAACCGCACCAUCCGCUUCCUAGACAACAAGACCGGUAAAGUGGUCCACUCCAUGGUGGCCCACCUGGACGCGGUCACCUGUCUGACCACCGACCCCAAGGGCACGUACCUCAUCUCUGGCAGCCACGACUGCUCGGUGCGCCUGUGGAUGCUGGACAACAGGACGUGCGUGCAGGAGAUCACGGCGCACAGGAAGAAGCACGACGAGGCCAUCCACGACGUGGCCUUCCACCCCUCCCAGCCCUUCAUCGGCAGCGCCGGGGCCGACGCCCUCGCCAAGGUCUUCGUCUAGCGGGACGGCGCCCACACGGGGUGAGACGGGUCGGAGCAGAACACCGCCUGGACUGAAGAGGACUGGCCUCCCCCC
Gadus macrocephalus (Pacific cod) is the source of this 2499-nucleotide messenger RNA. It is a transcript of the gene strn4, whose product is annotated as striatin, calmodulin binding protein 4. The record is from RefSeq and is a predicted model, not a curated record. Gene Ontology annotation, molecular function: armadillo repeat domain binding; calmodulin binding; protein phosphatase 2A binding. Lineage: Eukaryota; Metazoa; Chordata; Actinopteri; Gadiformes; Gadidae. Gene Ontology annotation, cellular component: dendrite. The transcript has 18 exons. The coding region runs from base 136 to 2424 and encodes 762 amino acids.